CGAGCAGGGCGCGGGGGCCCGGCAGCAUCGGAGGAGGAUCCCGCCGACGGGGGCCCAUCAUGCCGGGACACCUGCAGGAGGGCUUCGGCUGCGUCGUCACCAACCGCUUCGACCAGCUCUUUGAUGACGAGUCCGACCCCUUCGAGGUGCUGCGGGCGGCCGAGAGCCGGAGGAAAGAGAGCGGCGGCGGCGGCGGCGGCGGGAGCCAGGGGGGCGGCGGGGCCCGCGGCGGCCCGGCGGGCGCCCAGACCAACUCCUCCGGUGGAGCCGGCGGCGGCGGCGGCCCGGGCCAGGCGGGCGCCGGCGGCGGCGUCGGCAGCGCGGCCAAGCAGCUGCGCAGGGAGUCCCAGAAGGAGCGCAAGAACCCGCUGCCCCCCUUCGCCGCCUCCGCCGGGGGCGCCGGCGACCGCCGGGAGGAGGGCAGCGGCCAGCCCGGCGCGCCGCUGCGGAAGGAGGGGAUAAGACGUAUUGGCCGGAGGCCUGAUCAGCAGCAGCAGCAGCAACAGCAGGGUGAAGGCAAGCCUAUUGACAGGAGACCGGAGAGACGACCUCCUCGUGAGCGCCGCUUUGAUAAACCUGCUGAUGAGAAAGGCGAAGGAGGAGAAUUUUCUGUUGAUAAACCCAUUCUUGACCGACCUAUGCGUGGCCGUGGUGGACUUGGAAGAGGACGUGGACGCGGACGUGGAAUGGGCAGAGGAGAUGGGUUUGACUCUCGUGGCAAACGUGAAUUUGACAGACAUAGUGGCAGCGAUAGAUCUUCUGUUUCACAUUCACAUUUCAGCGGCCUAAAGCAUGAGGACAAGCGUGGUGGCAGUGGAUCACACAACUGGGGAACCGUCAAAGACGAGCUAACUGAAUUGGAUCAGUCGGCUGUAACUGAGGAAACGCCGGAGGGAGAGGAACAUCCGCCUGCUGAUUCUGAAAAUAAAGAGAAUGAGGUUGAAGAAGUUAAGGAAGAAGGUCCUAAGGAAAUGACCCUGGAUGAGUGGAAAGCUAUUCAAAGUAAGGAUCGUGCAAAAGUUGAGUUCAACAUCCGUAAACCAAAUGAGGGUGCUGAUGGGCAAUGGAAAAAAGGAUUUGUUCUUCACAAGUCAAAGAGCGAGGAGACAAAGGCGAUGACAGAAAUGCAGGGGAGUCUGCUGGAGUCAAAUGAGGCUCAUGCUGAGGACUCUGUAAUGGAUCAUCACUUCCGCAAGCCAGCAAACGAUAUCACAUCCCAGCUGGAGAUCAACUUUGGAGACCUUGGCCGCCCCGGACGUGGUGGCAGAGGGGGACGGGGUGGCCGAGGACGUGGUGGCAGGGCCAGCCGUGGAGGCAGAACUGACAAGUUGGUUAAGGAGUUUGACGUGAUCCACACACCCAACCAGUCAAGUGCUUCUGCUCCUGAUGUAGAUGACCCAGAGGCUUUCCCAGCUCUGUCCUAAACUGGAUGUCAUAAGCCAACCCUGCCCUCGUCGGGCCUUCCUCUCCGAGGCUUGCAUGCUUAAGGAUCCUAAACAACUAAGAAAUUUAAAAAAAAAAAAAAGAGGAGACUGUCAUUCAUACCAUUCACACCUAAAGACUGAAUUUUAUCUGUUUUGAAAAUGAACUUCUCUCGCUACACAGAAGCAACAAUAUGGUAGUCAGUUUUGUAUUUAGAAAUGUAAUGGUAGCAGGGAUGUUUUCAUAAUUUUUUCAGAGAUUAUGCAUUCUUCAUGGAUACUUUUUUGUAUUGCUGCUUGAAAAUAUGCGUUUCCAAACUUGAAAUAUAGGUGUGAACAGUGUGUACCAGUUAAAAGCUUUCACUUCAUUUGUGGUUUUUUUUUAAUUGAGGAUUUUAGACAUUUUCCCCAAACUACAAACUGGGUUUUAAUUAUUGCACACUAUUUCCGUUUCCUUAAUUCCUGUUUAGCAGAUUUUUAUCAGCCCAUGGUCUUUUGGAAUAUGUGAAAUUUUAAUUUGGCAGACUGUUAGUGCUGUAUGGAAUACUAACUCCUGGAGUACUUUAGUUUUAAUGCUUAAUUUCAGACUUGGAAAAACAGUCAUUUUUCAUCUAUAUUUGGUAGUUUGUUUACACAAAAUCUUUAUACAAAAUUGAUACCAGAUACUUGAAAAAGAUUCAAAGCACAUUGGUUUAUAGUUAAAUACCUGUGUAUUGAUCCAGCAAUGAUGUGUGGAUAAUUGGUCUAAACAGUUUUUUAAAAUUAAUGUAUUACACCUUUCACUCGCCCUUUUUACCUUUAUUCCCUCCUCCUCCCUUCAACAGAAGAAGAUGCUUUGUUGGCAAAAAAAAAAAAAAAGGCGUUUUUAAAUUACCUAUGCUUUUUCUUUGAGAGGGUACCCUGUAGACGGGAGUAACCUUUCCUGUUGUUGGAGCUGGGAGGUGGGGGAAGGUGGUAGCUGUUGCUCCGGUAGUCCGUCUGGACUCCGGUUGGGAUGUGGAAUUUAGCAGCACAGCCUCUUGACACAAGUACAUCAGUACCUGAUGUAGCCACAGCACUGCUCCGACAGCGGCGGGGCUUCUGAAGAAGAAACCACAGGCCUUGGCUGGGUCUGGCAGGAGGGAGUUUUGGCUUAACCGUUUCAGACGGGGACAUUGCAGUCUGUGCGCCAUACAACAAAAAGAUGCAAAACAAAACCCCAACACUUAACCUUUCCGUCAAAGUUUUGUUCUGGAUUUGUGCAGUGUUUGAGAUCUGAUUGCUAGCUGACAAAUGAAUGUUUUUUCAGAGAGCGAUUGUAAGAAACCCUUUCUACCCCCGCAGAAAUUCGCUGUAGGUUUAAUUUAAUCCCUGUGAACAGGAACAUUACCACUUCAGGACACAAAAGGAGUUGAGAGAAUGACUAAUAAAGAGGGUUUCUUAGGGUUUUUAUCUGCAGCAUUUGUUAGGAGCCUAGAAACAGGUUUCUCAUUUUAUUUGAUGUUUUACACUUUGGACAGCUUAUAACAUAUUUGUAGUUUCUUAACUAGGUAGAUAGAAAACAAAAGGUAACGCCCUAUUUUUUUAAAAGCUGUACAGGACAGGCAAAAAGUAUUGGAGACCUUUGAAUAUGAAAUAUCAGACUCCUUAAUUGUGGUGUUUAGCUGGCUUGCUUUAUCUGAACUAUUUUCUACAAAAGUUUUUGUUGUAAACCACUGUUAAUAUCAUUGGAUUAGACUUCUAGUGCACUCACCUAUAGUUUAAAAGUACCAGGCUGUGAGAAGGAGGCAAGUUUUCAAACAGUGGAUGGUAAAAUCUCUUGGUUCAUUUCUCCUGACCCUGAGCUGAUCUUGCAGAGGUGCUCGGCGUGGGGGCUGUUGCAGGUCCAGCACUGAGUUGUUCCUCUUCCCUCUCCCUUUGUGGUUGGGUAGAAUGUGUGGCAGUUCCAGCGUUAGGGACACCUUGGAUAAUACAUUUAAACCGAUGCCUUGAUACGCAGGAACACACUUAGGGAAAAGCUUUCUCUGUAACAUAAACCUUCCUCCCCUUAUCCAAACUGUAUAUUUGCUGUUUCAGUUGCCACUCGGCCUUUUUUCCAGAUGACUUCUGGGCCAGCCAGUCAGUCGUUUGGGGCCCUGCUAGCCGGACUUGGUCAGAAGCUUUCCCUUCUCCUGCUUUAAAGCAUAGAGCAGUUUCCCGAAUGGCACGUCACGUAUGAUUUUCAAGACAGCUUGUACUUACAACUGGUCCGUCUGCUGUUCUGAUAGAUGUAAAUUUGCCUCUUUCAGUCCAUUUGUGUCGAGAACUAAAACUGUGAACAUAUAUCUUUAAUAUUGGUGGGUGUUAACUGAAAUAAAGGUUUAUUUUCAUGCUCUUUUAAAAAUGUCAUGAAAACACAUGGAAAUGAAACCACUUAGGUAAAUAGCGUCUCAUCUAGGUUCUGCCCCAGGAGGUCCAGUCUGCCUGUGGUAAUGGUGCCCGGGCAUUUCCAUUGCCAGGAACGGACUUUGCCUUGGGAAAAUGUCUCCCGAGUAGCUUGCUUACGAUUGAGCUUGCUCUUUAGUAACAUUUUCUGUCCUCUUGCUUGCUACUUUUGCUGUCACGCCAAAUCCAGAGGACUUAGACCUUUUAAAAUCUGAACAAUUUGAAAAUGAUGGUCAGCAGAAAAAGUUGGAGAGAAACGGAGAGAAGCACAUGGUGCAAAUUGGCUUUUGAAUGUGACGAUGGCCAGGUUUGAGCAUGAAAGUUCAUCUUACGGAUUGAAUGCCACUGAUGCUGGGAGGAAACAAGACUGAUUAAGAAAUGCAAGUGUUAGCUGUGUGGGAAAGGGCAUAAAUUCUUCUGAAACAUCAGAAGUCAGUGUGAAUAUAUGGUGUUUGCAGUUCGAGGAGUUGAGACCGCUCUUAACUGUAAUGACUCUUUGCCCGUGGAGAUCGGUUUGCAUAGCCACGCCUCUUGUUUUAAUAAACGCAGGACAUAUGCCUAAAGCUGA
Molecule: messenger RNA, 4392 nt
Organism: Gymnogyps californianus (California condor)
Lineage: Eukaryota; Metazoa; Chordata; Aves; Accipitriformes; Cathartidae
Gene: SERBP1
Product: SERPINE1 mRNA binding protein 1
Exons: 10
Coding region: 60-1424 (454 amino acids)
Cellular component (GO): nucleus; cytoplasm
Molecular function (GO): mRNA 3'-UTR binding
Source: RefSeq, a predicted model, not a curated record